ACCACAGAUCAGGCUGUUAUGGUAUAUACGUCGGUAUAACGACCUUGCUGUGCGGUGCGGAAUUCUGAUUCAGUCUUUCGAGUUUUUGUGGCAGAAGUAUCGUAUCCUCAUUUUUACCGUCCGUUAACUGUGCCAAGAGAGGUGGCAUUGUGUUGAGUUUGUCAGUUAGAACACACUUCCAUCUUCCAUUAUCCCGGAUGCACGCCCGAAUGGGAUAUACUACACAGUGGAAAAACAGACAAAUUUCCAUUUGAAGUUUUUACACAUGAAUUAUGAAAGAGACGUGGUCAAGCUCAGUCAGGGUUGUUGAGAAUAUUCGAAUAAGAAAAACUUGAAUCUUGGCGUACAAUUGGUUAAACACGAUCAUUAGCAAAAAAAAAAAAAAAACGACAAACGUGUGUCGCAUCUUUGAUAGCGCUCAAGACAAAAACACAAUAGGAGUAUGGCAUUGUGUUACAGAUUACUGGGAGGCAGGCAAUUGUGUCGGAGCCUGGUACGCAAUUUAUACUCGCAGCCGUGUCGAUGCAUUACACUAAAAGUAACAAAGAUUGAAUCUCCUGUCAAUGAAACCCACGAUGAGAGAAAUGCUAGGCUGGGUCGGCCACAGUCACCUCACCUCACCAUUUACAAAAUGCAACUAACAUCAAUGCUUUCAAUCACUCACCGAAUGACAGGACUAGCUUUGAGUUUCUACAUGACAACUUUGGGUCUAGGUACUCUUGUAUCACCUUACCAGUUCACUGAUUUCAUCACUUGGGUGCAAGAACUGCAUUUGAAUCCAGCAGUAAUCACAGCCAUGAAAGCAAUGAUGGCAUUUCCUCUGGCGUAUCAUAUAUCUAAUGGUGUCCGUCACUUGGUUUGGGAUUUAGGAAAGGCACUGACAAUAAAGGAAGUGUAUUACACUGGGUAUGCUAUGUUAACUGCAGCAACAAUUGUGACAGCAUGGCUAUUGUCACUGUAAUAUAAAAAGUCUUUCCUCAUAACAAUCACACUGGAAGUAGUGCUUGGUGUAGUGUGCAAUUCAAGAAACUGUAGUAUAUGAUUAUGUAAUGGCAGGUAUUGCUUAGGAUAAUAAAUAAUCCACUAAUAAAAUUUACAAGUCUUCUCUGUUACCAUGGCUUGGCCGAAAAUUUGUUAUUUCCAAACAGUCAGUACAAGUAAAAUUGAACUUUAUGCGGACAGUCAAGGGCGAAGCACAGUCACUGAAUUUCAAAGUAAAAGCAGUCAUAAUUUAAUUUCAUUACACCUAUGAGACACGCCAAGACUGACAAUAAAAUGCCAAGAACAAACACAGCACUGGAAGCCGGCUGUUUAAGUGCCAGGUAGAUAGGCAGCUGUGUGUGAUGACGAGCCACAGAGCUAUUAGAUAUCAACACACAAAAGGGGGCCUUGUGUAUUCUGAUGAUGGAGCCGUUGACAUGGACCACAAUUAAAAAUAAUAGGAAGACAGCACAUCUGGUUAAAGAGAGAGUGUGGGACAAAUGGGAGAAACAGAGAUAACCUUCUUGUGGGGGCAGCACUGCAUCAUCUAAAGCCAAUGAAGGGCUUAAGUCACAAUGUGUGACCAUAUACAGAGGAGCAGUCUACUCCUGCACUCAGCCUGUCAGCCUGUGAAGAACUGUUGGACAAUAGUACAAAAAUACAUCCAAUAAGUUUGUGAGUGGGGGGGGGUCGAAAGGAAAAUGUAACAAAGCUUGGGAGCAGGGUGUUCAAGGGUAACAAACAAGACCUUAGAGAGUUUAUUGAGACUGUAGACACAGCAUUUUAAUUAGUUAAGCCAUAGGAACACGAAGCAUUAUUGAAAUUUGUUAAAGCUGAAAUAGAUUACUAUGCGUGCAAAAUAUUCUAAGCAAAGCAAGGAAAAGGUGAUUGAUCUUGUUGUGGGCAAGCAGAAUUGACGAGAUGCAAAGAGAUUUCUGGGAAGCCGUAAUUCGAGUUACAAGUCGGGAGAACAUGACAGGUGCUGUAGUGUCGGUAGACUCGUUGAGAUGAGCUUGUUUUAUUCAGGGCCUAAGUAAUGCUAGAAUUCAUACAAUAGUGUGAAGCCAAGGAGAUGAAAUUGGUUUGACAGCUGCAGUGGAGUUAGCACUGCAAGAGGAAAAUAUGAUAUUAUCAAUGAAAGAGUGGGGACUGGUCCCGAGGGUAAAGUUUAACUGUGAAAUAGAAACGGUAAAGGGGCCAAAAGAAAUUAAGGAUUUAAAAUGUGUUACAUGCGAUUUGAGAGAGCAUGUUGCAAGAAAAUGUAGGAAGAAUAAGAUGGGGGAGAGUAAGGGUGAUGACAGGUAGAAUUCACUAACUUUGUUACAGAUGUGACAAGCAGGGUGACACCAAAGCAGAGGAAGUGCAGCAGAGCUCCGAUGCCAACAAAACCGGCAAAAGCACAGGGAAACUAAAAAAUGACAAAACUGCACAGUUGGGCAUUGUAGCAGUAAGCAAGCCCACAGUUACCCUCAUAGGCUGUGCCACAAAGAAUGAUUUUCUGUUAUUAUAGUGUAUAGAGUUAAGAAAGUACUUAAAGCUAUUGAUAGACACAGGAACACACGUGUGUUUGUUAAAGAGAAUGAGUAUUCAAGUUAAGCAUAGAGUUAGAGUAAAUGAAGUAGAAAGGUUUAGGUUGAAAGGUGUAACGAGUUAAGCAGUUAAGUACAGUAGGGGUUUAGUGUAGAUACGUUGAAGUGUGGAAGGUGCUGUCAGAAAACUCAGGCAGUAGUUUCAUGUAUGGCUCAGGACUAGACAUUCCAUAUAAUGGAUUGAUACAUAGAGACUUGCUAACACAGCAUAAGAUUAAGUUAGACUAUGCGGAGAAAGUUGUAAGACAAUAAGGGUGAGCUAUACCCCUGAUAGUAGAAGAGGAACUGAGAGGUUAUGAGUCCGAGGUGAGUCAAGAAUCUGACAGGGAAAUAGGUCCCCAAGAAGAAAAAAUAAUGUCAUUGAGAGUGGAAGGCAAGGUGCCAGGAGAGAGUGAAAGGGAAAUGAUGAAAUUACAGAAGCAACAAAGAGUAGAGCAUUUAAAUGCUGAGGAAAGGAGUGCAUAAUUGGAAGGGUGUACUGAGUAUGGAGACAUUUUACAUCCAGACUGUUUAUAUUUUAGAAUCAAAUAAAUAUGUCUUAAAGAUAGGUAUGGAAAGAUUAGAGAAUUUAUUUUUAUUUGUACAGAGUAAUUACACUACAGAGAGAGAUUGCUGAUAGGAAAGGAGAGUAUGAGAUAUGAAAGGAGAGUAUGAGGUUUGUUAAAAAAUUCUGGAACAUUUGUAAUUUUGCACCAGUGGUGUGUUGGAACGAAAUGCGGUUGGCAUCAUUGCACACACCUGUGUUUAAUGUGUAAAUGCUGGAAGUUUCAUUGUUGUAUGUCCGUUAGUUAUUGUUCAGUACUGUAUUGAGUAGAAUGUUGUAUCACACAGUUUGCAAAUUUUGAGAUGGCAGAGUUAGAGGAGCAAAGCAUCUCCAUUAAAUUUUGCGUGCAACCCAAGAAAACCUUUACAGAUACACACCAAAUGAUGCAGGAAGCCUUCGAUAAUGAGUGCUUAAGCUGUACGCGGUGUUAUGAAUGGUUCACAUGGUGAAAAAUGGCCGGACUUAAGUUAAAGAUGAUCCUCAUUCAGGAUGACUUUCCAUGUCUAUCAACAAUGUUCACGUCAGGAAUGUCAACAAAAUUGUGUAUGCCAUGUGAAGACUGACUGAUCGAGAGAUUGCAGGAAAAUGUAACAUUUCAGUUGGAUCAGCAGAAAAAUGUAACAUUUCAGUUGGAUCACUUCAUGAAAUCCUGACACAGCAUCUCAGAAUGCAUUUUGUUGCUGCCAAGUUUGUCCCAGGGCUCAUGAGUCAAGACCAGAAAGACCUUUGCCUCAUAAUCUGUGAAGAGCUUUUGGAUCGCGUGAAUGAGAAUGAGAUGUUUUUUAAGAGAAUCAUAACUGAUGAUGAGAUUGAAUCUACCAUUAUGAUGUUGAGACCAAGGUUACGUCUUCAUAAUGGAAUGGGAAAGGUUCUCCAAGCCUAAAACAAGCUUGUCUGGUCAGGCCAAAUGUCAGAGCCAUGCUGACAGUUUUCUUUGAGUUUAAAGGAUUAUUUCAUCAUGAAUUUGUGCCACAGGGACAAACUGUUAAUCGAUGGUACUAUCGGGACAUGUUGCAACACCUGCGAGAUAAUGUGAAAAGGAAAUGACGUGAAAUGUGGCGAGACAAUUCAUGGCUUUUGCACCAAGAUAUCAGACCUGCACACCCAUUCCUGUUGGUGCAUAACUGUUGCACAAAAAAAGAAAUCACUGUGUUGCCUCAUCCUCCGUACUCUCCAGACCUGGCCCGUGCAGACUCUUUUUCAUUUCCAUACUUGGAAACCCCAUUGGAAAAAUGAAGAUAUAUGACGACAGACGAGAAAUGAAAAUUCGCAGGUGGUGCUUCUCCAGCAAGAGGUGUACCAAGACUGCUUCUGGGAGUGGAAAUGGCAUAUCAUUUGUGGAGGAGAGUAUUUCAGAGGAGACCAUGCACAAUAAGUAAAAGACAAACGUAGAAAAAUUUUGUGGACAAAGUCCCAAAAUAUUUUGAACAAUCGUCGUAUGUUUACAUACAGCCAGAAAAAGAAUUCUUGCUGAUAGAUGAGUCCAAAAAGCAAUAUGCAAAACUUUUAAUGGAGUAGUUGAACUGCAAAGAAUUAAGUAAGAAGUGGCAGCUGUGCAGAAAGUUCUUUGCAUUAUUAUCAACUGUUGAUCAUGAAGAAUGCAAAGCAAAACUGUUGCAACCGGUGAGAGAAAUUCCAGAACACUGCAUGUGUAGAGUAGUUGCACUGAACCAAAGCAUUUGGACGAAUUUAACCAGUAUUGAAUGGUUAUACAUAGAACCAAAAGCAGGAUUAACAGUUUUAUGUGAGAAAGAAACUCCUAAGAAUCUACUAAUGAAGGUUGUAGGUAAAAUAAGAUUUAAUAGUAAAUGUAAGGGUACAGAACAAGAAUAUUUGGAGAAACAGAUAGUGAUUGACAGUAGCAUAACCAAUAAAGAUGUAAUACUAUAAAUAAAUUUAGAAUUUGAUUGUUGUAUUGUAAAUGAGGAAAAGAAAACCAUUUCAGAGUUAAACUUAGAUUUAGUGUUCGAACAUGUAGUAACUCAAUCACUACAAAUGUUAAGUGAGACAUUAAUCAUACUAUUUAUAGUAAUAUGUGGUUGUAGACAGUGUAAAUGUUGUAAAGAAUGUUUUAAGAUUAUGUGGAAAUAUUUCUGAUUGUUGUGGGAAGAUAUGUAUACAAAAAGCUAUUGUGAAUCAGUGUGCUUAAACCAGUUUGGUCCAGAGAUUGCUCAGUAGAGAGACUGAAGAAGUAGAUAUUUACGAAAAGUGUGCAAAGGACAUUAAUAUGAAAAGAAACUGUAAAAUACAUGAGUAAAAUGUACGUGUUUCAAAGAAAAAAUGUAAGGAACAGUAAGAGCCAAUGAAACAAAUGAAAUGAAUGUACUUGUAAAAUAAAUAAA
Molecule: messenger RNA, 5456 nt
Organism: Schistocerca nitens (vagrant locust)
Lineage: Eukaryota; Metazoa; Arthropoda; Insecta; Orthoptera; Acrididae
Gene: SdhC
Product: succinate dehydrogenase cytochrome b560 subunit, mitochondrial
Exons: 6
Coding region: 443-961 (172 amino acids)
Biological process (GO): mitochondrial electron transport, succinate to ubiquinone; tricarboxylic acid cycle
Cellular component (GO): membrane
Molecular function (GO): succinate dehydrogenase activity; electron transfer activity
Source: RefSeq, a predicted model, not a curated record